UAAAAAGGCAACUCGUGCCGUCUGGCACAUUCCGCCGUUCGAAAGAGCCCGCUGAAGCAGCCUGCUCCUGAUUGGUCAGCAGUGAGACACACUACUCACAAACACUCCUCGAAGAUGGCCGGCAACAACAUACGACCUGUGUACGAGAAGGGCCAGCACACGCUGGCCGUGCCCAUGAGCAUGUUCGCCGACAACAGGACGCGGCUGCUGCAACGUCUUCGGCAGGUGGCCGGCGUGACGGGCGAGUCGGUGGUGCUUCUGCAGGGUGGCGACACGCAAAACGUGUACUGCACCGACGCCGAGGACGUCUUCAGGCAGGAAUCGUUUUUCCACUGGGCAUUCGGCGUGCUGGAACCCGGCUUUUACGGCGCAAUUGUCGUCGGCACCGGGGAGGCUAUUUUGUUCGCCCCGCAGCUCCCGCCGGAGUAUGACGUGGUCAUGGGUCACGUCGCCACCAACGACGAGUGGAGGCAGCGCUACGCCGUGGACCGCGUGCACGGCACCAAUGAGAUCGCCACAGUGCUGCGGUCUGUGAACCCAGACCAGCUCCUCCUGCUGAAUGGACUGAAUACGGACAGCGGCCUUACUACGCGACAGGCAGCAUUCGACGGAAUCCACAAUUUUAAUACCAACAAUGAACUUUUGCACCGUGAAAUGUCUGAAUGCCGCGUUAUCAAGUCGCCCAUGGAACUGGAGGUCAUGCGGUAUGUGGCUCGCGCCUCGUCUGAGGCCCACAUCAACGUGAUGCGCAGAACUAGGCCUGGCAUGUUCGAGUACCAGUGCGAGGCAGAGUUCAUGAGACACGUCUACUUCAACAGUGGAUGCAGACACGUCGCCUACACUUGCAUCUGCGGCUCUGGCGUGAACGGUGCUGUGCUCCACUAUGGACACGCUGGGGCGCCAAACACCAGGCAGGUCCGCGACGGUGACAUGUGUUUAUACGACAUGGGUGCGCAGUACUACUGCUACGCGUCGGACAUCACAUGCUCUUUCCCUGCCAACGGGAAGUUCACCGAAGAUCAGAAAAUGAUCUACAACGCUGUGCUGCGGGCGAACCGAGCUGUGAUUGCUGCCAUGCGACCAGGCGUGUCCUGGGUCGAAAUGCACCGCCUGGCCAACCGUGAGCUGCUCUUGGCCCUGAUCGAAGGCGGCGUCCUGCAGGGUGACAUCGAGGAGAUGAUGGAGGUGAACCUGGCCGCCACCUUCCAGCCGCACGGUCUGGGCCACUUGAUCGGGUGCGACGUGCACGACGUUGGAGGCUACCUGCCUCACUGCCCGCCGCGCCCUGAGCUUCCAGGAUUCCACUCCCUCCGCACGGCGCGAGACUUGGAGGCCAACAUGGUGGUCACUGUCGAGCCUGGCUGCUACUUUAUUCAGAGGCUGCUUGAUGAAGCGUUGGCUGAUCCGCAAAGGAACAGGUUCCUGGUCAGGGAUGCAAUUGAGAGACUAAGAAAUUUCGGAGGGGUUCGCAUUGAGGACGACGUCGCUGUCACCGAGACUGGUGCAGAAAUUUUGAAUGCGGUGCCAAGAACUGUGGAAGAAAUUGAAGAGGUGAUGGCAGCUGGGCGACGUGAAGAGGAGGUGGUUUUGCCUCAAGAUCAGGCUACUAAGCCUGGUCAUUAAUUGCUCGUGAUGGACCAGCCCAUUUUGUUAUGAUUUUAUGUAAAAGUCAUUCUACAUAAUUCAAGUAUUAUAUAUUUUAUUGGGUACUGACUGAAAAUAACAUGGCAUUCUAAAUAAAAUUUGUUAUCUUCCCUA
Molecule: messenger RNA, 1758 nt
Organism: Cloeon dipterum
Lineage: Eukaryota; Metazoa; Arthropoda; Insecta; Ephemeroptera; Baetidae
Gene: Dip-C
Product: dipeptidase C
Exons: 10
Coding region: 115-1623 (502 amino acids)
Molecular function (GO): metalloaminopeptidase activity; manganese ion binding
Source: RefSeq, a predicted model, not a curated record